GCACUAAACUGGCAGAGAUGUAGUUUCUGAUGCUGAAAUAUUUCAAUAUGACUUUACUGGCUGCGUAACUCCAUGAGAAAUGAAAACCAAAGCCAAGCCAGAGGGGAGGGAAUAAAAGCAAUAGGAAGUGGUAAAACAAAUAAAGAUUUGAACUGGCUGCCUGAUUGUUUUUCAUUUUCACUUUUAUUCCCCUUGCUGCCCUUUCAAAUAUCUCCGUGGGGUUUGAUACGCCUGUGGUGGCUGGGAAUGCAGGGAGAUGGCAAAGGGCUGCCUGUGGGAUGGCCACUGACAAUCCCCACAGCUUGGUGGGCCAAAGCAGGGCUGUGGAACAGGUAAAAAAACCACAAAGCUGGAUCCAGAUGUGCCCCCAUGGUGCCUGCUGGAUUCUGGAGUUCCAGCCCAGCUGUGCUUCCCGAUUUGUGACUUUUCCCCCUUCUCCUUCACAAAGCAAACCCAGCUCCCGCUCUGGGCACAUUCCCACUUCCAGGGAGAGAAAAGAACCACCCUGGGCACCAGCUCUCUGCUCCUUCAGCUGCCCCAGAGCCAGGCAGGUGUCCCCAGCCCCGUUUUUGACACACAGCUCGUGCCAGCGGGUGGGCAGAGCACAUCCACGUGCCAAGGUCACCUCUGCCCACAUCUGUAUUUCUCCAGCUGCAGGGAAUUCCAGGUGAACACCGCACACGUCUCAGCGCUGGGGGAUGUGUGAUAAGGUUAUCACUGCGGGGCACAAGGGGAGAGCCCAGCCCUGCCCAGGGCCAGCUGCACCAACUCAGCGCGUUUCCAGCUCCUGGAAAAUGAGCCUCCCCUUCACUCGGGGUUUCGGGAUCGGUGGGUUUGGGCUGGCGCUGCCUGUCCUGGAGGUUUUGGCGGGGUCAUUCGGGGCCGUUCCUGCCCGGAGAGCUGCUGGUGCUGGCAGCGGGAAGGGGCAGGAUGGCCUCAAAGAGAAGGGGAAGCGCGGGUGGCAGCGGCGACUCACGGCGAUUCCUCGGGGCUGUGGGGUGAAUUCCAGCGCAAGGAGCCGCAGCCACACCCGGGGCACUUCAGGAACCACUUCCCAGAGCGCCAGUGAACAUUCCAGGGGGAGGGAAACAGCGCUUAACCCUUUAAUACAGGGAUUCUCCAUCCCUGAAAAAUAUUCCAGAUCAGUUUGGGCUCAGGCUCUGAGCAGCCUGAUGGAUGGAACACGCCCCUGCUCCUCGCAGGGUGUUGGAUUUAAUGACCUUUAAAGCCACACCACGAUCCCAUGGUUUUAUUCCCAUGCAAUGCUUAGCAGAAAUUCCCACUGCCAAACGCUAUCAUUGACCCCAACCCGGUACCGCUGACAGCUUCUGCAAGGGCGUUAAAAGAGGAUGGAGGGCAGCUGGUGAGUCCUGUGGAAAACCAGGAACCUUUGGAGUCUCUUUUCCACCCUGACAGCCAAAAAUGUACCUGGAGGGGGAGGACGGCCCUGUGCCCUCUCUGUUUGCAGCACCCAGUGGAUUUUAGGGGCAGGAAUGGAGGUGCUUAAGGAAUGACGGGACGUGGCACGCAGUGCCAUGCUCUAGUUGCCGUGGCUGGACUCCAUGAGCCCGGAGGUCUUUUCCAGCCUGGCUGAUCCUCUAAUUAAACGGGGAGCAGCCGGCACACGGAGAGCUGGGCUGGGCAACCCCCCCACGGCGCCCACAAACCAAACCGCGAGACGUGGGAGCGCUCUGCGCUGUUCCCUCGCUCGCUCCAUGGCCGGGGAACGCGGGGAAGGCCGGGGGGGUUCCCAAAUUCCUCCUCCGGGAUCGCGGGGAGCGCCCGGCGCCGCUCGGCACCGUGAGGCGGCCGUGAGGGCGUGGGCGUGGCCAGGACGCGAACGGACGUUAGGGGCGUGGUCUAUACGGAAAAGGGGCGUGGCCUGAGGAAGGGGGCGGUCCCGCGGCCCCGCCAGCAGGUGUCGCCCUCCCGGCGGACACACACAAGAUGGCGGCGGCGGCGGGCGGCGGCGCUGGGGGGACUCUCUGACGGCGCCGCCAUGUUGGUGAGGGCAAUAACGGCGCCCGCGCUGCGCCGGUGGUGCCGGGGCCGGCGGGGCGCGGCCGCCGCCUGUUUCCCGCUGGGCCGGGCGCUGCUGGGCGUGCGGGGCGCCGAGGCCGCCGUGUUCCUGCAGGGGCUGCUCACCAAUGACGUCACGCAGCUGGUGGCGGAGGGCGACGCCCCCGCCGCGCUCUACGCGCACGCGCUGAACGCGCAGGGCCGCUGCCUGUAUGACGUCAUCCUGUACAGGCUCCACAGGAGCACAGCAGAGGAGCCUCACAUCCUGCUGGAGUGCGACAGCAGCGUUCUGGACUCCAUCCAGAAGCACCUGAAACUCUACAAGAUCCGCAGGAAAGUCACCAUCACCCCCUGCCCCGACCUCUCCCUGUGGGCUGUCAUCCCUGGGGAUGCCAGUUCCCUCCCAAAAUGUGCAGACCAGGCUCUGCUCCUGACCCCUGACCCCAGGGCAGAAGUCAUGGGCUGGAGACUGAUUGCAAAGAAAGGAGCAAACCUCUCAGAGAUUAUCCCUGGGAGCCAAGUUGGAGAUGUUCAGGAUUACCACAGGCACAGGUAUAAACAAGGGAUUCCCGAAGGGGUGAAAGAUCUCCCCCCUGGAGUCGCCCUCCCUCUGGAAUCCAACCUGGCCUUCAUGAACGGCAUCAGCUUCACCAAGGGCUGCUACAUCGGGCAGGAGCUGACGGCCAGGACCCACCACAUGGGCGUGAUCCGCAAGCGCCUGCUGCCCGUCAGCUUCCCGGAGCCCCUUCCCGGCGCCGGCGUUCCCGAGGGCGCGCAGAUCCUCACGCGGGCGGGGAAACGCGCCGGCACCUUCCGUGCUGGAGGAGGAGAGCUGGGCAUAGCCCUGCUGAGGCUGGCUCACCUCAGCGAGCCGCUCUGCAUCCACCUGGCAGGGGACAGAGUGAAGCUCAGCGCCAGCACGCCCGAGUGGUGGCCCAAAGCUGCUGCUAAAUAAGCGAGGGAGGGGGUGGGAAUGCUGCUGUUGGCUGGGGGGAGGUUUGGUCUUGCAGGAUUCCUCAGAUUGGGAUAAACAGCCAGAACCCAAAGCUGGGGCAGAUCACUGGGUUGGAUCUGCCGUGGAGAGAGAAAUCCAGGGAAUUGCAGCUUUUCCUGAGGGUAAUCCCCACUUUUUUAAGGGUGCUGUGAGUUGUUGGGUUGGACCCUGUUUAGGGGGUGCCCUGUGUUGUUGGGUUGGACUCUGGAUGGAUCUCCAGGCUGACACUCACUCCCUCAGACUGUGCUCUCCCAAGCAAUGGGAUCAGGAGUUUCCCUGUUCCAUGCACUGAUUUUUUUUCAGUUCAGAAUAACCAUUCUGUGCUAUUAUAAUUCUGUUGUUUUUUUUUUUUUUGAGUGGAGAUCGUGCUGCUCUUAUCAAGAUGUAUUCUCAGGCUGAAGUUUUUUGCUGCAAAUUGUUCCUUGCAUUGAGCUUCUUAAACUUGCUGAUGGGGCUGGCGUUCCUUGCCACCACUGGAAUUGUGUUCAGGAAGAGGAACACCUUGUGCUUCACGUGUCAGGCCUUGAUUUUAACUCAUCCCAGCUGGGAAAGAAAGGUCUCAAACCUCCUGUCCUGUCUCCUGCUUUGGUGCCAGUGGAGGGAGCAGAGCCAGUUCCUCUGACUCCCUUCCCUCCAACCAUUUUUUUUUUUUUGGGAGAGGAAAAGGAUAUUUUCAAUGCCACAUGUGCUGGCUUGGCCUGGCCUUGCUGGGGGAGGAUUUUCACCAUGUUCUGGCUCUACACCUCCACGCUCUCCGUGCCCCUCACACCCUGUCCCUGCUGCCACCUGCAGCUGGGGUUUUCUCCAUCCACCACCCCCAGGGUUUUCAGAGCAGCCCAAUGCCUUGGCAUUUCUUUGCUUCAUUUUUUUUUUCUGGCUGCCAACACUCCUCUGCUUCCCCAAUUUUUCUUCCUGCUGCAACAUAUUCCUCUCUUAUUCCAAAGCCAGCCAGCUCCGUGCCUCCUGACCCUGUCAACCUGCAGUGAUUUAUAGGAACCCUUUUUAUUUUUGUAUUGUGAUCAAUCCAUUACACAAUGAGAGAGCUGCCCAGGUGAGAUCCCAUUUUGUCCAAAACAAAAAACAAACAAAAAAAAGCCUUUGCAUGAAUAUUUGUAACAAAACCCGUCCAAAAUCACAUUCUGCCUUUGUUUCAGUGUUACAGUGAAAGGAAUUUGUCUGUAAAAAAAAUGUUUUUAUUGAUUAAAACUCUAUGGUUGCUGUAAAAUGA
Vidua chalybeata is the source of this 4241-nucleotide messenger RNA. RefSeq names its product iron-sulfur cluster assembly factor IBA57 (gene IBA57). The transcript has 3 exons. The coding region runs from base 2000 to 2974 and encodes 324 amino acids. Gene Ontology annotation, molecular function: protein binding. Lineage: Eukaryota; Metazoa; Chordata; Aves; Passeriformes; Viduidae. The record is from RefSeq and is a predicted model, not a curated record. Gene Ontology annotation, cellular component: mitochondrial matrix.